Molecule: messenger RNA, 1362 nt
Organism: Drosophila grimshawi
Lineage: Eukaryota; Metazoa; Arthropoda; Insecta; Diptera; Drosophilidae
Gene: Or83a
Product: odorant receptor 83a
Exons: 4
Coding region: 1-1362 (453 amino acids)
Biological process (GO): sensory perception of smell; detection of chemical stimulus involved in sensory perception of smell
Cellular component (GO): plasma membrane
Molecular function (GO): olfactory receptor activity; odorant binding
Source: RefSeq, a predicted model, not a curated record
AUGAAGCAGUCAGAUGAAAAUAUUGUGAAGCAAAUCGAACGUCGCGAUCUCUUUGGAUUUAUACUCUUGACAAUGCGAGUGGCGGCAAUGUAUCCAUUGAGUUUGAGAAAGGAAAACAACUGUUUAAACUACUUAAUACGAAUCGCAGAUGGAAUAUACGAGAUAUUCACGUUGUUUGUGUCUGUGCAUAUAGCGGCAUUAUUUAUCGGCACUAUCUACAUUUACUAUGGCCAAGGUGAUCUGGAGUUUCUGGUCAAUUGUCUGUUGCAAACGAUCAUCUACACGUGGACCAUUGCAAUGAAGUUGUACUUUCGUCGGGUUAGACCCAAGCUGUUGACACAGAUUAUUAGUUUUAUCAAUGAUAAACAUCAGCUACGUUCGGCACCCGGAUUUACCUAUGUGACCGUUAGGAGUGCAUUGCGUCAAUCCAAUCUGUGGAUCAAGAGUUAUGUCUACUGCUGUUUUGUGGGCACGAUAUUCUGGCUGGCGUUGCCCAUAGUUUACAGAGAUCGAAGUCUGCCCUUAUCCUGUUGGUAUCCAUUUGAUUAUAAACAACCGUAUGUCUAUCAGUUGGUAUUCUUUCUGCAGGCCAUGGGGCAGAUUCAAGUGGCAGCUGCCUUUUCAGCUUCUAGUGGAUUUCAUAUGGUGCUGAGCAUUCUUACAUGUGGACAAUAUGAUAUUCUGUUUUGCAGCUUGAAAAAUGUGCUCGCCACCAGUUAUUUGAAAAUGGGUGCCAAUCUGGAGCAGCUAAGUAAACUCCGAGAGGCGCAAUCCGUGGCAGAUGCCGAGCCAGACCAGUACAGCUACUCCCUGGAAAUACUGACUCCGCCGGAACAGCUUAUCGAGCAACGAAAGCCCAGCAACAAUAUGGGUUUUUACGGAGCCUUCAAGCAAUCAUUUACACACUGUUUGCAGCAACAUCGUUAUAUAAUAUCAAUACUGCAAAAGAUGGAAAGUUUCUAUAAUCCGAUUUGGUUGUUCAAGAUCGGCGAGGUAACGUUUCUCAUGUGCCUGGUGGCAUUUGUGUCCACAAAGAGCACUACAGCCAACUCAUUUAUGCGCAUGGUGUCACUGGGUCAAUAUCUGCUCUUGGUGGUCUACGAGCUGUUCAUCAUCUGCUACUUUGCCGACAUCGUCUAUCAGAACAGUCAGCGAUGUGGGGAGGCACUGUGGCGCAGUCCUUGGCAUCUGCAUAUGCAUCAGUUGCGCCGCGAUUAUAUAAUAUUCAUGAUAAACUCACGACGCGAAUUUAGACUGACUGCUGGUAAAAUUUAUAAUCUGAAUGUGGAUCGCUUGAGGGGGACCAUCACAACGGCAUUUUCUUUCCUCACUCUACUGCAGAAAUUGGAUGCUCGUGGUUAG